GAUCCUUUAAUUGUCUACAAAUCGAGUAGCUGGAAUUCUAUGCCAUAUUCUCUCUCCAUAAGUAUGUGCAAGGUGUUUUAACCAUUUAUAUAUAUCUAAAGCACUAAAUACACAUUGUUUCCACUGAUAUUAAGCAGAAUAUCAAACCAUGUUUUCUUCUCCCUCAAAACCCUUCCUACUCUUCAUCAUCAUCAACUUGGCAGCAAUAACACCAUUUCUAUCAAAUGCUCAAUUGAACACAACGUUUUACGCUUCCACAUGCCCAAAUGUGUCUUCCAUAGUUCGAAAUGCGGUUCAACAGGCUCUGCAAUCCGAUCCAAGGAUCGGUGCCAGCCUCAUCCGUCUCCAUUUCCAUGAUUGCUUUGUCAAUGGAUGUGACGCUUCCAUUUUGUUAGACGGCAGCGCAAGCAUACGGAGUGAGAAAAAUGCUGCCCCAAAUAUCAACUCCACCAGGGGAUUUGUUGUUGUUGAUAACAUCAAGACCAGUUUGGAGAAUUCUUGCCCUGGAAUUGUUUCCUGUGCUGACAUUCUUGCCCUUGCUGCUGAAGCUUCUGUUUCUCUGCAAUCAGGAACUUCAAAUCUUUCUUGGAAUGUAGCAUUAGGGAGAAGAGACAGUUUGACAGCCAAUCAAGCUGGAGCUAAUACCUCUAUCCCUUCUCCUUUUGAAGGCUUGGCCAACAUUACUUCUAAAUUCAAUGCUGUUGGCUUAAACACCAAUGAUCUGGUAGCGUUAUCUGGUGCACAUACUUUUGGUCGAGCCCAAUGUCGAACAUUUAGCAACCGGCUGUACAAUUUCAAUGGAACUGGAAAUCCUGAUCCAACUCUAAACACAACCUACUUGGUUAGUCUUCGACAAACAUGUCCACAGAAUGGUAGUGGAUUCAGUCUGAGCAACCUGGAUGUUACUAGUCCAGAUACAUUCGACAACAACUACUUUAGGAACCUCCAAAACCAGCAAGGUCUUCUUCAAUCAGACCAAGAGUUGUUUUCCACAGCUGGUUCUGCCACAGUUUCCAUUGUCAAUACCUUUAUCAGCAACCAAACCGCUUUCUUUGAGAGCUUCGUUCAGUCCAUGAUUAACAUGGGGAAUAUUAGCCCUUUAACAGGAAGCAACGGGGAAAUCAGAUUGGAUUGUAAGAAAGUCAAUGGAAGUUGAAAAUACAAAAGUUACAGAUACAAUAUAUAGUAAAUAAUUAAAAGAUUAUUGAACUUGAA
Molecule: messenger RNA, 1215 nt
Organism: Ziziphus jujuba (common jujube)
Lineage: Eukaryota; Viridiplantae; Streptophyta; Magnoliopsida; Rosales; Rhamnaceae
Product: peroxidase A2
Exons: 4
Coding region: 149-1156 (335 amino acids)
Biological process (GO): response to oxidative stress; hydrogen peroxide catabolic process
Molecular function (GO): peroxidase activity; heme binding
Source: RefSeq, a predicted model, not a curated record